AUGACCGGAAAUCCCCACCACGGCAAACACCAUUCCUCCAAAGAGGUACCAGACGUCGUUGAGCAGCAGAAGCACGGCAAUAACGACGGUCUGGCCGACCUCGAGUCCGUUGACUCCAGCGAGGAUGUUGACGGAGUUGGGACAGAAGAUGCUGACCGACGCCAUGUACAGGUAGUACACGAAGCCAAGGUCGACCGAGUUGGACGUGAGUCGAAGCCAGUUUCUGAGCACGUUGGGGAUCAAAAUGGAGGUGAUUCCGAAAUCGACGUAGUAGACAAUCAGCAGCGGGAUCGACGCAAUUGCAGGCAGAAAGAACUUGUGGCGCCAUCUGAUGUCAAACAGGUCGUCCAUGAGUCCGAGCAGGAUCAUCGACUGCAAACAAAGCAGACAACUGAGAUAGGGUGA
Messenger RNA from Ogataea philodendri, 405 nucleotides. RefSeq lists its product as uncharacterized. The coding region runs from base 1 to 405 and encodes 134 amino acids. The transcript is spliced from 2 exons. The record is from RefSeq and is a predicted model, not a curated record. Lineage: Eukaryota; Fungi; Ascomycota; Pichiomycetes; Pichiales; Pichiaceae.